UUGGAGAAGUAAGAGGUGUAUCUGCUCUUAUCAAGGCACAAUCUCCCUGGAUCAUCUCUGUUUGGUGCCUUGCCCAUCGGUUGGAACUUGCUGUGAAAGAUGCAUUUAAAUCUACCUAUAUGGACACGAUUGUAGAAGUAAUAACUUUGAUUUAUUAUUUCUUCAGAGGGUCCUCUAAAAGAAAUAGAGAGGCUCAAGAGGUGGCAGAUAUUAUGAACGAACAUUUCCAAAAACCUGCAAAAGCAAACGGCACCAGAUGGGUUGAACAUAAGCUGCAAGCUGUAAGCAAAAUGCUGAAAAACUGGCCAGUCAUUGUAACUCACAUUGGUAAUUAUGCAGAAGAUAAUUCCAACAGAGAAGAUAGAGCAAAGGCUAGGGGCAUCCUUAAAAAGUUUGUGAAUUAUCUGUACUUCACAAAGGAUGUUCUCUCAGAAGUAAGCAGAGUCAGUUUACUUUUACAGAGAGAAGACAUUACAGUUUAAAGUGCAGUUACAAUUCUCCAAGCUGUCAAUGCUACACUAAAUGACAUGGUUCACAAUCCAGGAAUUCAGAUAGCAAAGUUUAUUACUGAUGUCAAUGGAACACAAUUUCAUGGAGAAACACUGCAUAAUCUAGUUGAUAUGCAUGCACUAAACAACCAAAAGAGGCAAAUAAUCAUCAGUGUCAUAGACUGCAUUCAAUCCAGAUUUGAGAAUCUGCACCAGAACCCCAUGCCAUGCCUUUGACCACAAAAACUGGCCAGAUAUGAAUGCUGGUGAUGCCUUAGUCCAUUUUGGAGUUGUUGAAAUUCAGAGAGUGGUGGAGCAGUUCAGACCACUUCUUGGAAAUUGUGACACAGAUGCUGCUUUAAGACAAUGGACUGACUUCAAGGCACAUGUUGGCAGAAAUCAACAUUUUGUAGGAGUCCACCCACUUGCAGUGUUCCAGAGAAUCUCUCUAGAAGACCAAGAAACUGAAAACUACCAGAACAUCAUGAAAAUAAUUCAUCUUGUAUCGUUGUUUCCUCUUUCAAAUGCUUCCUGUGAGAGGGGGUUUUCUACAAUGAAGAGAAUUAAAAGCGACUGGCGCUGUAGAUUAAAUAAUGAAACACUCAAUAUUUUGAUGAGGAUAGACAUGUGUAGUAAAAAGUUGGAAGACUGUGAACCAAGACCUGUGGUAAAUAGGUGGUGGAUACAUGUAAGUGGUAUGAGUGUCAAGAGACCCAAUAUUGCACCAUAUGGCCCACAUCAGUGAAACACAAGUUCAUGUUGGCAGUUAAAACACUUAACAAUCAAAUAAUUGUGUACUAUUGUUUGUGUACUACCAGAGUAGGUCCUGUAUUGUACUGUAGACUAGUAGUUGAUUACAAUAAAGCUUAUAAAAAGGAAUUUAAUCACUAUUUUAAUUUUAGCUCGUAAAUUUUAAUUUUAGCAUGUGGAUUUUAUAUGUACAGGCUGAAAUUAGCUUGUGGUUAAAAAAGUUAAUUUCGA
This is a messenger RNA of Saccostrea cuccullata (small rock oyster), 1469 nucleotides long. Its product is annotated as zinc finger protein 862-like. Lineage: Eukaryota; Metazoa; Mollusca; Bivalvia; Ostreida; Ostreidae. The record is from RefSeq and is a predicted model, not a curated record. Gene Ontology annotation, molecular function: protein dimerization activity. The transcript is spliced from 2 exons. Bases 745 to 1233 code for a protein of 162 amino acids.